Messenger RNA from Octopus sinensis (East Asian common octopus), 612 nucleotides. Its product is annotated as SCAN domain-containing protein 3-like. The coding region runs from base 1 to 612 and encodes 203 amino acids. The record is from RefSeq and is a predicted model, not a curated record. The transcript has a single exon. Lineage: Eukaryota; Metazoa; Mollusca; Cephalopoda; Octopoda; Octopodidae.
AUGACACUGCAAGGGCGAAAUGCUAAUCUGAUAGAUAGUGCUGAGAAAGUACGCUCUUUUUUGAACAAGUUAUGUCUCUGGAAGAUGCAUCUUCAAAAAAAUGAAUUUGCUUAUUUUUGUAAUUUUGCCAAAACUGCUCCGAGCUCAGAAGUAAUCGCAAGCUGCACUGACCACUUGAAAUGCUUGAAAGAAGAUAUGACUAGAAGAUUUAAAGAUAUCAUCGAAAUGAAUCCGCCUAGUUGGAUUAUAGAUAUAGCACAUUUUGACGUAUUAAGUGAAAAAGACAUUGAUCCUAUUAUUGCUGGAGAACUUCUUGAACUGAAGGAGAACAAAGUAUUAAUGAAAAAUAUUGAAAGGGAUGGCUUAUAUGGAUGGAUGAAAGUAGAAUCGAUUCAUCCAUUACUCUUUGAAAAAGUUGUUCCGUUUGUACUUGGCUUUCCCACCACUUGGUUGGUUGAGACAGGAUUUUCUGCAACAAACGAUUUACUCACAAAAAAACGCAAUCAAUUGCAGAUUGAGAAGAGAGGAGACUUACGUUUGAGGUUGAACCAAGAUCUGGAAAUUCAACUUGACAAAUUGAUAGAUAGACAUCAAGAGCAGUGUAGUCAUUGA